Messenger RNA from Athalia rosae (coleseed sawfly), 1882 nucleotides. It is a transcript of the gene msl-2, whose product is annotated as E3 ubiquitin-protein ligase MSL2. The record is from RefSeq and is a predicted model, not a curated record. NCBI's taxonomy places the organism in Eukaryota, Metazoa, Arthropoda, Insecta, Hymenoptera, Athaliidae. The transcript has 4 exons. Bases 179 to 1465 code for a protein of 428 amino acids. Gene Ontology annotation, molecular function: ubiquitin protein ligase activity. Gene Ontology annotation, cellular component: MSL complex.
AGUCAACGACCAAUAGAAAAUAAAAACGAAAAAAAGCGAAAUGCUUCUUAAAAAGCAGCAUGAAACAUGGCCGAUGUUUUGUUUGUGUAGGGAAUUGCUGGUGUUGCCGCAACGAUAGCGAUGUUUACAUAUAUUUUUGUUUGGCGCGAGUGAACAAUAAAGGGGAUAAAUACAGAAAAUGAACGCUACAAGUUUAUAUGUGUCGACGUGUAGAUUAGUUUUGCAAGCCGAUUCCGAGGAUGCUAAUUCAUGGACAGAUUUGUACAGACUAGUUCCCUACUUGAGACAAAGUUUAAGCUGUACAGUAUGUUCAAAUUUGCUAAUCGAACCUCAUACACCGACAGAAACAAACUGUCAACACCACGUAUGCAAGAGUUGUAAGGGUGGUCGAAAAAAAUUAAAGCCCUCCUGCAGCUGGUGUAAAGACUACGACAAGUAUGUGGAGAAUGUGCAACUUAGAAUACUUUUACAGUGCUAUAAAAAACUCUGCGAGUAUCUAUCAAGCACCAAUAUAUACCGAAAUUUAAUACUGUCGAUAUCUUCUAAUAACCCAAACAACGGCGCAUCCACAAUGGGAGCUUCUAGUCUGAUGGAAUUGAUCCAGGAAGGCGCAGGAUUCAAAGAUGAGUUUAAGAGCAACGCUGGACUUUCUAAAUCAGCUUAUAGUAUAUUGCCUUGUAUAUACACCAGCACGACAUCCACACAAACUCAAGGAAAUUCCGUACAAACAACGGAAAGCAUAUCUCCUGUCAUACCUGAGUCACCUGCUAUUCGAACAGUUUCCAAUGGUUCGUCGAUAUAUUCAGUGAUGUAUGCUGGUUCAGGAAAUAAAAUAACGAUUAAGAGAAAAGCGGCAGCUGCGGAUGAUACCGAAUUGUUGCAACAAGAGGUCGAUGGAACGGCUCAAAGCUCUCUUGGAACUGUCAAAUGUAUCACAUCGUCUCAUCUCAACUACGGGGCAUCGUCUCCAAAAAAAUCUUCAAAGAGCAGCAAAUCGGCAGGUAAUUUUAAAAAACCAAGAUCGAGUUCGACACGCAGCAAAAGAAAAGGUUGUAGAUGCGGGAAUGCGACUGCGGUACCAGGGAAAUUAACAUGCUGUGGGCAGAGAUGUCCCUGUUAUGUUGAAAGCAAGCCUUGCAUCGAAUGCAGAUGUAGAGGCUGCCGGAAUCCCCAUACGGCAGAUGGGUUGAAGAUUCGUCCGCAUAUACCUGAACUCCAUAAUCUACAACUUCAAUUAUCAACGCCGGUAGAAUGCGAUUCACUGACCUCGGAUCCAUUAAGUUCGGUACAGCAGUGUCUCUCCACAUCUCCUACAACAAUACAAGUAUUGAAUGUAUAUUCGACGCCUAGGCUAGACAUUGAUAACGUACCUCAAAAUUUACCAGCCGCACUUCUCGUUGGUGAAGAUGCAAUGGUUAGUACGGAAAGCGAGGCUGAAGACAGUGACGUACAAAUUGAUGUGUGACGAUGUAUGUGAAGACGCUUCAGCAGCGUCGUGUGUUAGUCGAGUUUUCUAAAGUCUAUCACGUUUGAAUGUUAUAAAUUGACUAGAAAUUUUUAUAAAAAAGAACAUUAAAACAUAAAAAAAAAACCAAUUGUAAAAUAAAUAAAAAAUAACAAAAUCAGGUGUGGGCUGCGACCAUGAUAUGUAUGUGAAUACGUACAUAUAGAUUGAUAAGCCUGUUUGAUUAUUAAAAAAUUAUUAGUCUUUUUUACAUGCGAAUUAUUUGUAUCGUUCCAGUUGUAACGAAGAAUAGAGUGAUGGUGUUUCCAAAGUGUCUCAAUCUCUAUACUUAAAAAAUUCAAGUUUCCAGGAAACUCAGUAAUUAUGUACAAAAAAGGAAGAACAGUAGAAGAAAAUAAAUUAUCUACAGUCAAAGUU